Messenger RNA from Conger conger (European conger), 6945 nucleotides. Its product is annotated as phospholipid-transporting ATPase IF-like. The transcript is spliced from 30 exons. The coding region runs from base 224 to 3637 and encodes 1137 amino acids. Gene Ontology annotation, cellular component: trans-Golgi network; endoplasmic reticulum; plasma membrane. Gene Ontology annotation, molecular function: ATP binding; magnesium ion binding; ATP hydrolysis activity. The record is from RefSeq and is a predicted model, not a curated record. Lineage: Eukaryota; Metazoa; Chordata; Actinopteri; Anguilliformes; Congridae. Gene Ontology annotation, biological process: phospholipid translocation.
CAGAAGGGAAGGCGAGAAAACGCGACCGACAGUACAUUCCAUCUACCGAGUAAAAAGCCGAAGGGGGAUUCCCACGCAACUGCGAAGAAGGGAUAUGAGAAGAGAAAAUGGUUUCUUUAACGCGUAUGAGAACAGCCUCUUGACGGAGUAAAAUUUUAGCCAGCUGUAUGAAUUACGAAAGUUUAGCUUUAUAUUUUUGGAGUUGCGGAGCGAUAUCGCCGGGAUGCUACGCUGGAUACGGCAACAGCUGGGCUUUGCCCCUCCACACCAGAGUGACACAAGAACAGUUUACAUUGCCAACAGGUUUCCCCAGCAGGACCAUUAUGUGCCACAGAGAUUUGCAGACAACAAAAUCAUUUCAUCCAAGUACACCAUCUGGAAUUUUGUCCCGAAGAAUUUAUUCGAGCAGUUCAGAAGAAUAGCCAACUUUUAUUUUCUCAUCAUUUUUCUGGUCCAGCUCAUGGUAGACACGCCUACUUCCCCUGUGACCAGUGGACUUCCUUUAUUCUUCGUCAUUACUAUAACCGCCAUAAAGCAGGGCUAUGAGGAUUGGCUGCGGCACAAAGCAGACAACGAGGUGAAUGGGGCCCCCGUGUUCGUGGUACGGAGCGGGAGCUUGGUGCAGACCAGGUCGAAGAACAUCCGUGUUGGCGAUAUCGUGAGGGUGGCCAAAGACGAGACAUUCCCCGUAGACUUGGUUCUCUUGUCGUCUGACAGGCCGGAGGGGACUUGUCACAUCACCACUGCCAGCCUUGAUGGAGAGACCAAUCUGAAGACUCACCAUUCCGUUCCGGAGACGGCCGUGUGCCGGGACGUGUCCCAGCUGGAGUCUCUGUGUGCCGUGGUGGAGUGCCAGGAGCCCGAGGCAGACCUCUACAGGUUUGUUGGACGGAUGAUGGUGAUGCAGCAAGGGGAAGAGAUUGUAAGACCCUUAGGACCAGAAAAUGUCCUUCUGCGUGGAGCAAGAUUGAAGAACACCAAGGAAAUCUAUGGUGUGGCAGUCUAUACGGGAAUGGAGUCCAAGAUGGCCCUGAACUACAAGUGCAAGUCUCAGAAACGCUCUGCAGUGGAGAAGUCCAUGAACACAUAUCUGCUCAUCUACCUGGGAAUCUUGCUGUUUGAGGCCGUUCUCAGCACCAUCCUGAAGUACGCCUGGCAAGCCGAGGGCAAGUGGGACGAGCCUUUCUACAACCAAAAGACUGAGCAGGAGAGGAACAGCAGCCAAAUUUUGAAGUUUAUUGCCGACUUUCUGGCCUUCAUGGUUCUGUACAACUUCAUCAUCCCCAUUUCGCUGUACGUGACUGUGGAGAUGCAGAAGUUCUUGGGCUCGUUCUUCAUAAGUUGGGACCUGGACCUCUACCACAAGGAGAGUGACCAGAAUGCCGAGGUCAACACCUCAGACCUUAACGAAGAGCUGGGACAGGUGGAGUAUGUGUUCACCGACAAAACGGGCACUCUAACCGAGAACGAGAUGCAGUUCCGCGAGUGCUCCAUCAACGGCGGAAAGUUUGUGGAGGUCAACGGCAAGCUCAUACCAGAAGGAAUGAUGGCCGACUGUCUGGAUGGCCCUGUGCCUCAAUUGGGACAGGAGGAGCAGCUCUUCCUGAAGGCCGUGGCACUUUGUCACACGGUGCAGAUCAGCUACGAUCAGGUGGACGGACGGAAGGACAGUCCCCAGCACGCCAACGGGGCCUCGUCCCACAUGGAGUACUACGCUUCCUCUCCGGACGAGAAGGCUUUAGUGGAAGCUAUGAAAAGGGUGGGUGUUGCCUUUAUGGGAAGCAAUGGUGAAAACAUGGAAAUCCACACUGUAGGAGGAUCAGAGAAGUAUAAACUGCUCCACGUUUUAGAGUUUGAUGCAAACAGAAGAAGAAUGAGUGUGAUUGUAGAAACCCCGUCAGGGGAAAAGGUGUUGUUCACUAAAGGAGCAGAGUCAUCAGUUUUUCCUCACACCAAGAGUGGAGAAAUAGCUAAAACACGAGCCCAUGUCGAUGAGUUUGCAAUGAAAGGCUUACGCACCUUGGUGGUGGCCUGCAGGCGAUUCGGCGAGCAGGAGUACCAGGACGUGGAGAAGAGGCUCCACCGGGCCCGCACUGCCCUGCAGCAGAGGGAGGAGAAGCUGGCUGAGGUCUUCAGCUUCAUUGAGAGGGACCUGGAGCUGCUCGGGGCCACCGGCGUGGAGGACAAGCUGCAGGAAAAAGUUCAGGAGACCAUCGAGGCGCUGCGCCUGGCAGGGAUCAAGAUUUGGGUGCUGACCGGGGACAAGCACGAAACGGCAGUCAGCGUCAGCCUGUCCUGUGGCCACUUCUACCGCACCAUGAACGUUCUGGAGCUGCUGCAGCAGAAGUCGGACAGAGACUGCGCCGAGCAGCUGAGGGGGCUGGCCAGGAGGAUCCACGAGGAUCACGUGGUCCAGCACGGGCUGGUGGUGGAUGGGGCCAGCCUCUCUCUCGCCUUGAGGCAGCAUGAGAAGCUCUUCAUGGAGGUGUGCAGAAACUGCUCGGCCGUGCUGUGCUGUCGCAUGGCGCCGCUGCAGAAGGCCAAGGUGGUGCGACUGAUUAAGACAUCCCCUGAGAAGCCCAUUACAUUAGCAAUCGGGGAUGGAUCUAAUGAUGUCAGUAUGAUCCAAGAAGCUAACGUCGGUAUCGGUAUCAUGGGCAAGGAGGGAAGACAAGCUGUGAGGAACAGCGAUUAUGCAAUUGCAAGGUUCAGAUUCCUGGCCAAAUUACUGCUUGUCCAUGGUCAUGUUUACUACAUCAGAAUAGCAACACUUGUACAGUACUUUUUCUACAAGAACGUGUGUUUUAUAACACCCCAGUUUUUAUACCAGUUCUUCUGUCUGUUCUCACAACAAACGCUGUAUGACAGCGUGUACCUGACGCUGUACAACAUCUGCUUCACCUCUCUGCCUGUGCUGGUGUACAGCCUGUUUGAGCAACUGCUCCAUCCGCACCUGCUGCAGAGCAAACCAGCACUCUACAGAGACAUCAGUAAAAACUCCCUCCUUUCCUUCAGAAGCUUUCUGUACUGGACGCUUUUGGGCUUCUUCCACGCCUUCGUCUUCUUUUUUGGUUCUUACCUUCUGAUGGGAGAGGAGACCUCAGUAUUGGGCAAUGGACAGAUGUCUGGAAACUGGACGUUUGGCACACUGGUUUUCACUGUAAUGGUCAUUACGGUCACGCUGAAGCUGGCCCUGGAGACGCACUUCUGGACCUGGAUGAAUCAUUUUGUCACAUGGGGAUCCGUCGCCUUCUACUUCAUCUUCUCCUUCUUCUACGGAGGAAUCAUCAGGCCCUUCCUCCACACUCAGGACAUGUACAGCGUCUUCGCCAAGCUACUGUCCAGUGGCUCAGCCUGGUUCUCCUUCAUCGUCAUCAUCGUCACCUGUCUGUUCCCUGACAUCAUCAAAAAGGUCUUCUACAGACAGCUCAAGCCCACCAGCACCCAGAAGUCCCAGACGCACUCCGACGCCGUUGCCAUAGGCGACGACCUCAUCGCCCUGCAGCCGCUGUCCAGAGCCAGGAUUCAGCUGGGGAAGAUUAGCUCCUGGACGCCUAUCAGCGCGGCGGCGGGCUGGAUACGGCGCACCCUUUCCCGGGCCUGCGUGAGCGGAUGGGACGGGCGGCAGAGCGAGUGAAGGGCAUGCGUGACCCCGCCCUUUCCCUCGACUGCCUCUGCUGCAGGUGCCACGCCCUGGAGGGGGACGAGCUGGGCGCCUGACCCCGCCCUGACUGGAGGAAACCGGCCACGCCGCUGGGCUUCUCGGAAAAAGAGAGAUUCUGUGCUGUUCUGGAGUCAGGUGCAUAACGUGUGGCAGUAGAGGUCCAUGUGGCACUUUUAUCAUGCGCUUUAUACAGUGCGGACCUGGGUCAGAUAAUUAUUUGAAUACUUCUGUCGAAUUGCCAUAGACCCCAGCAGGAAUUUUGGUGAAAGUUUUGGUUAUUGACGUAUUUCUUUUGAAUCCCUAUGGAUUACCAGCACCUGAAGAAGUAUUUCAGACAUAUGUGACCUAGGUCUGGACCUGCUUGCAGGGACCAGCGAACUUUGGGUCUGAUUGUAAUGCAAUUGUAAUGUAUUGAUUGUGUCUGACCAGAUCUUUUCCUCAUUUACCUUUCUUUACUUGUCUACCAGGGAUUGUUUUGGUGUCUCUGGUCAUCUGAGCCAAUCAGCUUGCUUAUAUUUUCUCCCAUAGACCUUUAGAAGAGUCACGGUUUAAAACAUAAAAUCUACACUGCACAUUGUAUUCUUAAAAUCAAGGCUACUACUGUUUGUCUGUGUCGUUUCAUAGUUCUUAGCUUUAACUGAGAACUGGGCUGAUGCCCUUGUUUAAUGAGAACUGAGACGCCCUUUAAUGAGCUUUGUGAGAGGUUUUCCACUUCGGUGGAUGAAGGAAACGUGGCGCGGCUUUUUGGUGCUUUAAAACCGUCAUGGCUAUCGUCCUUGGCCCUCGGUCAAGUUUUGUGUUUCUUUGCCAUUCGUGGGUCGGGAGGAAGUCAUAACGCUGAGUCACUGCCAAGAAAACAUUGUGAAACCACAGUAAUCCCAUUAACACUCGGUAGUCUAGAAGUGCCUUAGCGUGCUGUAGCCAUUGAGCUGAUAGGCACGUGAAAGAACCGACGUUUUUUGCUGGAUACAACAGGCAUUUAUAAAUCAACCUCGUAAAGCCCAUGUCUUGUAUGUGCUGCACGCUUGGAACAUCGCAAACAUUAUUGCCUUGGCUUAUGUUUGCCCAAUAUCAUUUGUCCCAGAGAAGUGUAACAAUAAAAAAAAGCUUAUCUAUGGAUAUGAAAAUAUAAAAUGGUAGCUUCCUAAAGUGGUGAUGCUGUUGACAGAAAUGCCUUGGUGGCUUUUAAAUGCUACAGUAGUGUUUCACAGCCUAAAUUAGGGACCAUGCUAAGGAGAUGCACAGGAAAGCUGUCUCUGAAAGAGUACAUUUGUACCUUGAACUUUAAGCCUUAUUUAUAAUGAAAAGGCCAAUCACAUAGCCUUUGGUGCUAUAUGUGUUGGUUGGUCAGAAGUUCUUCCUUGCUGUAUUUUAUUUAUUUUUUCAGAGAAAUACUUAGAUUUGGCUAUUUUUCUCCAAGCAGAAUGGUAAUCACAUGAAAUUCUUUCUCCUGAUACAGUCUUGUAUGUUUUCUAUUAAUGUCUCAUCAGUAGCAUCAUUUGUAUGUACUGUGUGUAUAAUUAAUUUGAGUUGAUUGGCUGGGUUUCACCUGGGAAGGUCUUUACACUGUGUAGUCAGUUUAGACAAUGUUACAGACCACAUAAGCAGAUAUAAACUGAGAAGGGCAGUUGAAUUCCCUUUCAAAACGUCAUUAUAUUUUAGCUGUGGGGUCAGCACUUUAUCUUGAGAGUUCUGAAAAUACACCAACUCUCAUACAUUAUAGUAAUUACCAUCACCACCUGAAACAUAUUGUGAAUGUAAUGGGCUUAAAUGUAGUAUAUGUAAAAAUGUAAGAAAUGUAGUUGAGGUUCAGUUUUGAAUAGGUCAUAUUCCCUCUGGUGGUCUAAACUGGUAUUGACAUUUUUCCCUGGUGCCUUACCACUAUCCUUGUGGCUUAUAACAUAUUAAAUAGAAACGUGUGUGUGUGUGUGUGAGAGAAAUACAUUUUAGGUAGAUGUAUUCUGUUUUUAAAGGCAUAAUUUAAUAAAAUCAUGUAUUAGUAUUUUUAUAUUGGCUGUAGUUUAUAUUUGUAUUUCACAGCUGGGACCAAUUGCCUUUAAGGCUGAUAUUUUAAAGAUGUGUGAAUGUCUUAGGUGACAGAUUUCUUUUUUUCUUCUUUUUUUAUGACAGAAGAUAAGGGUGCAUUUCAUAUUACCAGUAGCGGAAUGACACAGACACAGAUUAACCAUCCUGUACUAACAACCAGCAAUGCUCAACUCAUUAAAUCAUCCUCACACACAGGCCUCAAUUCAGACCCCUUUCUGUUUGUUUUUCAAUAGGCUAUCUCAUUUCAGCAAGUAGUCAGAUUUAUUUUGUUCUUACAAUACUAUGUGUUUGCAGACUGUUGGAAAGAACUCAAAAACUUCCUUGAAGUUAUAUGUGCUAUUUGUAAUGUUCACCUCCAGGCCUUCAUAUGCUCCAAUCCUCUUAUAUACUGAAGGGUUUCAAUAGCCUCAGACCUGUUCUGCCUGAAAGACUGGCUCAUCCUGGUACCCUUUUGCUGUAGAGGCCAUUCAUUGCCUGUGUGCAUUUGGGCACUCACGUAACCUGCUUGUGUCUCUUGACUGUUGUCUUUUGGGCUUGAAACCCCCUUCAGCCAGUUGCUGAGAUUGUGAUGCCCUUUGCUGGCACAUGCCAAAGCUAUUCCUCACCUUUGUUAUAGCUGAAUGGAAGUUUUUUUUGCAGGAGCGUUUUCAUAUAAAGGCCCUCAGUCUAGGAGAGAUGCGUUGCGUUGCAUUUAUUGCGUUGGGACCAAGUCACUGUAAUGAGCCUCAUUUCAUAACGACUGUUAAGGAUUUUUAGCUUUUAACAUGAAAACCACUGCCAGCCACACCCAAUGCUGCCAGAUACUAAAGAUUUAGGUUCCCACAGUGCAGGAGAUUUCAACGCUCGUAUUGUGGGAUAUGUGGUAGUUUAAUGUUAUAUACCUCUGAUAUUUAAGUGUGAAGUCACUUAACGAUGCUGCUCAAUCAGUAACAUGAUUCCAGUCACACUUCUGUGUGCUUUAUGUACCAAAAUUUUCAUAAAGCUUUUGUGGUUUGAUUUUUUUUCACAUGAAUAUAGCAUAUCAAUCGAAUCUAUAAAUUGUUAGACAACCUGUGUUUAAGGAUGUUAAGAUUGUAAGUGUAUGGCUUAAGUGCUAGAUAUAUUAGCAAUAAGUCAACCAGGACAGGUUUUUGACAUAAUGCUCUGCUUUUUAUUUCCCGUUCCAUUCAUGAGAACAGCUGUAUUUAUGGAAUGAACUUGAAUAAAAUGUUACUUUGUGGAAACUCACAACUAAA